UGCAUGUCUCCUGCUUUGAUUCACACCAGACCGUCGCCUGAGCCGUCACGAGAUUCCAUCAAGAGGAGAAAGUUAUCUUCUGACCCGACUUUUACUACCACCACUACCAAAAUGUCUACAAACUCUCGCAUCCUGGAGCUUACCGAAGUUGAGGAGAACUUGCGCACCCUACUUAUUGACGUUGCCAAAUACAUUGACAACUCUCCUGGACAUGCUUCUGAAAGUCAGGUGCCGCUCCCUGAUGAGCUCGCAAAACAACCCCUUGUCCUAAGAUGGACUGGUGGUUGGGUUCGUGACAAGCUCCUCGGUGUUGAAAGCCAUGACAUUGAUGUUGCUAUCAACAAGAUGACUGGUUUCCAAUUUGGUCUGAGAUUGAAGGAGUAUCUGGAGAUUCCCGGCAACCCAGAAAAGUAUGGUCUGGAAGGUGUGGCCAGCAACGAGUCUCAAUCCAAGAAGGCCGAAUCUGGAAAGAGCAAGAUUGUUGGUGGCCUGCACAAGAUCGAAGCAAACCCGGAAAAGUCAAAGCAUCUGGAAACUGUCACAACAAAGAUCCUGGGCCUUGACAUCGAUCUGGUCAACCUUCGCAAGGAGACAUAUACCGACGACAGCAGAAAUCCUCAGAUGGAGUUUGGCACUCCAGAAGAAGAUGCUCUCAGACGUGAUGCAACUGUCAACGCCAUGUUCUACAACAUCAAUACUCGUGAAAUUGAGGACUUCACCGGCAAAGGUCACAAUGACAUGGCCAACAAGAUCAUCCGCACCCCUCUCGAGCCUUAUCAGACCUUCAAGGACGACCCUCUGCGAGUCUUGAGAUUGAUCAGGUUCGCUAGCAGAUUGAACUACACAAUUGAAGCUGAAGCUUGCAAGUGGAUGGGUGAUGCCGAGAUCAAGAGCGCCCUUCAAGCAAAGAUCAGCCGCGAAAGAGUCGGUGUCGAGCUUGAAAAGAUGCUCAGAGGUCCUGAUCCUCUCAUGGCUCUGAACCUAAUCGACCAACUCAAUCUAUACUCUACUAUCUUCUCCGACCCUGCUCAAGACCAAGGCAAGGUCUUCGAACCAGAUACAGACAACUGGACUACUGUCAUCAACUUUGUUCAAGAGAUCAUGACUUCUAAAACCAGCGAUAUUUUUGUUCGCGAUGCGGAAGAGAGAUAUCUCAUCUGGUUGUUGUCCGCAGUCGUACCCUACAGAGAUGCUCCUUCACCUCCAGCUGUCGAAGGCAAGAAGCCACCACCUCCUGUUGCUACAUCCGUCGCACGCGAAGGCAUCAAGGCUACCAAUAACGUCUGCAAUGUCAUCACCAACUCUAUCAAGAACCACUCUGAAAUCUCCAUGAUGGUCAACGACUCAAACAGUCGCAAACGUCCAGCACGUGAAGACUUGGGAAUGGCAAUCCGCCGCUGGGGCUCUACAUGGAGAUCACAAACAGCCUUUGCACUACUGGUCAACGUCGCCGAUGAGCCUUCAGCAGCUAAAUCCCACCUUUCUGCAUUCUCAAACUUCCUCGAGUACGUCCGAGAACUGGACCUUCUCGAUGCAUACGCUCUAAAGCCCAUUCUUGACGGUAAAGCCUUGACAAAAGCCCUCGGUGUGCCCACUGGUCCAUGGAUGAAAGACGCCCUUGAUGUAGUCAUGCGCUGGCAACUUCGUAACCCCGGCAAGAAGGAUACAGCCGAAGCCAUCGAAGAAGUCCGCAUCGCAAAAGACCAAUCUCCAACUCCUGGUGAGCUCACAUCAGAUCUCAUGACAUAUUUUCUCCAGCUUACCAUCCGCCCGCUGUUUACAAAGACACAAACGCAGCAGGUAACAAGUCAAGGGCGUAAGGCGCAGACCACCGUCCUACCAAAAAGNUUUGAGCGAAGCCAGGAUGAAAAGACAUGGAAGGGGAGAGACAGUUAUGCGCUAGACUUGCUUCGCUGGGUCAUUAUUGCUGCAGACGCUGGUUUGGUGGAGAAGAAUUGGCACGCGAUAGUGCCACCAUUGCUCAGCAUGCUGGACGACGUUGACACGGAAUACAAAGCUCAAGGCUGCACAUUGCUCAAGCUAUUGCUGGACAAAACACCACCUAUACUCUUGAAGCGCACUGGGCUGGGCGAUGUGUUUGAAGAAGCCCUAAUGCCGUGUCUAGGCUACCUACCUACCUUGACUCCCGAAGAGGAAAGUGCCCGACUACUUGCUGUCGCCUACCCCGCCUUGAUAUCACUCUCCAAUGUCCUGGAUCAUCCUUCAACUACUUCAAAUCCUCAAAAACAAUCUCCCCGCACAAAGCUACUAGAUAGCCUGAUUCGCAAAGGCGUCUUGAUGACCUUUACCUACUGCCCCGAACACGCCAAAAUCACCACUGUCACGACUACAAACCUUGCUUUGAUCCUUACUUCUCUGGGAUUGGACUCUGUCAAGCACCUCGCUUUCAUUUUACCUAUGCUUUCUUCUAUCCUUACCCAUCCCUUCGUUACUGCAUCACCUCCUCUAUUACUUUCGUCUGUUCAAGCAUUGCAAGCUGUUGUUCUAAACACAUGGCCCAGAAUGCAUGUCCACAAGACAGAAGUGCUGAAAUGCGUGGCUGUGCCGUGGAUCAGAAUGCAAGAGGAAAAUGUUACUGGAGAUGAAUUUGAGAAGAUUAAAGAGGAGUGUAGGGUUGUGGUACAGAUGCUUAGGGAUGCUUUGCAGGAGAAUAAUGAUGAACUUGAUGGAGAAGUGAGGAAGUUGGUUGAGGUGGAUAAGAGGUUGGAGGGUAUGUUUUGCUGA
Messenger RNA from Aureobasidium vineae, 2745 nucleotides. NCBI's taxonomy places the organism in Eukaryota, Fungi, Ascomycota, Dothideomycetes, Dothideales, Saccotheciaceae. The record is from the annotation of a GenBank genome assembly.